ACAUUCAUUUAUUGGAGUAUUUUUGGUUAGGCAACAACAGUACAAACAAAGAUAAUUAUGUCAGCKAUCAACCUUUGCUGGCGUUUCUACAUGGUUUUCCAUGGUAUCGCUAUUUUGGUAUUUGUUGUUCAAUCCACUAUCCAAGCACCUAGGACUAUCGAAUGUGCUGUUGGUAAAGAUGUAGUACUUCRUUGGAAUUCAACAGUUGGUAUUAAUGCUGUAACAUGGGGACUGAAAGAACCUGGCGCGCUCCGAAUCAUGAAGCAGCUCAUUUAUACUUCGAUUUUUGUAACCCACAUUUCAGACGCCGUCUAUUAUAAAGGACGAUUAAGUUUUAUAGGUAAUUUGACUGCAGGCCUUGCUUGGUUUAAGAUAUCAAAUCUGACGCUUGGCGAUACCAACUACUAUGGUGCAGAAAUACAUGAGAAAGGGAUAUCUGAAGUCAUAUUUUCCAAUGUUUAUUUCAAGUUAGUGGUUAUAGCCAAUUCGCUAUUACAAGUACCUCAGCCAUUGGUGCGAGCAGUUGGAAAAGAUGCAGUUUUUCAGUGGAACUCCACAAAUAUUAUCGUUGCAGUGAGAUGGGGAAUAUUAGAUAUUAGCAGGCGGAAUAUGAUACUGGUGUUCAUGGAGGACACAGUUAUCAACCCUGCACUAGCUAGCGGGCCCUACAAAGGAAGAAUUAGCUUCGUUGGCAAUUUAACGGCAGGUCGUGCCUGGUUUAAAUUAACAAAUCUAACCCUUGGUGACACCAACCACUAUGGCGCACAAAUACGGGAGAAAGGAUCUUCUGAAUUGUUUUCUAGUGUGCACUUGAAAGUCAUAGAUGUAGCGCCACACUUUACCAAAGAACCACCAAGAAUAUUGUACGCCCAAUUAGGUGAAGCUGCUAUUUUUGAAUGGGAUUAUAUUUCUGGAAAUAAAACAACGGAUUUUGAUCCUCUAUCGCCUCGUUGGGAGGUUUAUARUAGUGCCAAUGGCUGGAAAGCAAUCGGUGCUGACUAUAGCACAUUAGAUUGGCAAUGGAAACUUAGUUCAUCUUGUCCAGAAAGACUGCGGAAUCCUACUAGAGUAAGCAAGGCUUCGUCUGCCAGCCUUGUUAUAUAUAAUGUAACCAUAGAAGAUAGUGGAAUCUAUAGAUGCAAUCUAACGUUAAGACAUCGAGCUCCAAUAACCAGUACGGCAACACUGAUAGUCACAGCUCAACCACACUUCACUUCUCCAUCAUCGCCUAUAUUAAAUGUUGCCGAGAAUAAAGAUAUCAAGUUGCCUUGUACAGCAGUUGGUCCCCCGACGCCCAAUGUUACAUGGUUUCACUUACAAGGUGUUGAAAGGGUUGCGAUUGCUGAAGGAGCAGGCAAUGCAACACUAACAAUAAUCAACAUCAAAAGAGAUCAAAAUGGGACGUACGAAUGCCAGGCGGUAAACAAUCCAAACCAAAACCCUGUUAGCAUCCAGACGACGAUAAAUGUCAUGUAUCCACCAGAGAUAGAUCAUUCACGUUCAGAUAAUAUAAUAAAAUCACUGCGCCACGRGUACACUCGACUACGUUGUGCAGCCAGCGGAUUCCCUCCUCCAAAUAUCACGUGGUACAGCUUCAAUAAACAACCAAUCGUGCAAAACGUGACGUCCUUUCCUGGUUUUAGUGAAGUGUCAAUCAAAAUAGAAAACAUACAUGCUUCUGCAAUAUACAUGUGCCGUGCUGAGAAUACUUUAGGAUAUAAGGACCACAAUUUGACUGUAAUAGUUCAUAGUGAACCCAAUGCUGAACAAUGUGGCAAAAUUUCAGACAGAGGAGCAAUCGACUUUGUUUCAUCUCCAGUAUUCGUCGUCUGCAUUGUCAUUAUCAUUAUAUCAAUUAUUGGCAAUGCAAUUUGCAUAUUCCUCAUUACCAAGUGCUACCAUCAGAGAAAAAAUGGUUAUAAAAGCAGAAAGAGAGAAGGCUCCGAUAAGGGUGUACUGAACAUGUCAGUAAUUCCAGAUACAAGUUCUCCUCCAAUAUUGGCACAUAGUGUAUCUAGCAGCAGUACAGAAGAAAGGAAUGAAACGGCUUACGAACAGCCUACUUUGAUAGGAGCUGCUCCUAAAAUACACUACCCUUAUGAGAUUCCAGAAAUCCAUGCAGUGGACGAUGCUAAUGCAAGCAGUUCACUAACUGGUACCUACCAGGAACUCAAUAUUCUCCAGCAAACUGCACGUGAUUAUCAGAGUCUUCAAGGCGUGCGAUCAGCGGUUCCAAGUAGACCUCUCUGCUCCCAAACUGAAGUAGACAAUGCCUACGAACCUUUGAAGAAAACCAACAAGCCUCAUUAUGAGAAGUUUAGCCGGGCGUAAGAGAACAUAACUUGAAAUCACACUACUAUUUGUGUCCGACAAACUAACAAUUAUCAAAAACUUUUAAUGUUGAUAUAUCUUCAUUACUCCCUAAUCUAAAAAGCUGACCAGGCAUUGAUGACCAGGCAUUGAUGACCAGGCAUUGAUGAGAUUCUACAUUCCUUAGGACGUUUUAUGUCACAAGAAUUUCCUUUGCGACUUGAUAAGACUUCACAAGAUAUUGAAUAAAAUGCAUGAUUAUGAAUUACCAGA
Molecule: messenger RNA, 2583 nt
Organism: Exaiptasia diaphana
Lineage: Eukaryota; Metazoa; Cnidaria; Anthozoa; Actiniaria; Aiptasiidae
Product: immunoglobulin superfamily member 10
Exons: 10
Coding region: 58-2331 (757 amino acids)
Biological process (GO): homophilic cell-cell adhesion
Cellular component (GO): plasma membrane
Source: RefSeq, a predicted model, not a curated record